GGAAAGAAAUAAUUAAGGGAAGGGAAACACGGAGAUAGGAUAAUCCGUCAUCUGUGGUGUCGUUACUGAGCAAUGAGCGAACGGUAUAUACAUACCUCUUCCCUUUGAGAUUUCCACUCUUACCGCCACCCAACAGUCCACAUUUAUCCUCUUCUUAUCCAAAUAUUCUCCCUUCUCUCUCACACAUUUUAUCCAUUAUUACUACCUUAUAUUUCUCCAUUUCUCUUCUCUUCCCUUCUCUUAGAUGCGCUGUAGCAUCUUCCCACCACAAUAAUAGAUUCCCCCAGUAACCAUUCUCCGCCUUUCACGUCCUUUUCUAUCUUAUCAACAAAAUAUCUUGCGCUCAUAUUUUCUCCUCCUUAAUUUAAUAUCUUCCUUCUUGAACUUUCUGGUUAAUCCAAUUCUUGGUAUGGUGUUAGCUGAGGCAUUUAUGCAGAUUCUUGAAAGACCAACAAUAGGUGCAGUAUUUGUUGAGAUUAUCAUGUUUCUUGGUCCUGUUUGGAUUGCAUUUCUUUUUGGUAUUAUAGUUGGAUGGAUUUGGAAACCAAAAUGGGCUACCUGGAAGAAUUGUAAAUUCGAUUUUUCAGCUCCUUCUUCCCCUACUGCUGCUUUGGUUCCUUCUUCUACGUCUAAUGGUUUGGAACUAAAUCAAUCCCACAAAUUUCAUUCCUCUAAGGGUCAUACACCUAGCUUUGGUUCUUAUGCGGAUGCUGGCUCAGAAAUUGAACAAUUCGACAGUGGUCCGUCGCAGUUGUAUCCUUUACCAAUAACAGAUGAAGAUUUAGAUCAUUUAUGGCAUCUUGUUGAGAGGAAGGACGGAGGCCCUCCAUGGAAACACGUGAUGGAUCGUUCUGCACCUAAUAUGAGCUAUCAAGCGUGGCAGCGUGAUCCAGAGAAUGGUCCCCCUCAAUAUUGCAGCCGAACCGUGUAUGAGGACGCAUCACCUGAAUUACUGAGGGACUUCUUUUGGGAUGAUGAGUUCCGGGUGAAGUGGGAUGACAUGAUUGUGCAUGCUGAAACAAUAGAAGAGUGCCCCACAACAGGAACAAUGGUAGUGCAUUGGGUUCGAAAAUUCCCAUUUUUCUGCAGCGACAGAGAAUAUAUAUUUGGUCGUCGAAUAUGGGAGUCAGGAAGGUCAUAUUAUUGUGUUACAAAGGCAGUGCCAUGUUCUACUAUUCCCAGGAAGGACAAACCAAGACGUGUUGAUGUGUAUUAUUCAAGUUGGUUUAUUCAAGCAGUGGAAUCGAGGAAAGGAAAUGGCCAGCUGACAGCAUGCGAGGUGCUUCUCUUCCAUCACGAAGAUAUGGGUAUCCCAUGGGAAAUUGCAAAAUUUGGGGUAAGGCAGGGUAUGUGGGGGACUGUAAGGAAGAUUGAGCGUGGACUCCGUUCCUACCAGAAAUCAAGAGCAUCUAACACCAAGAUCUCACAUUGUGCUCUUAUGGCCCAAGUAAAUACGAAAGUUGAUCCAGAAUGCUUGAAGUCAAUGGAUGGGGAUGAAGAAUCAUCAGGGACUCAAGUACAGGUUGCACCUGGAAAAUCUGAGGGCAAUAUAAACAUACCAAAGCUACUUAUCAUUGGCGGAGCUUUACUUGUUGCUUGUACCCUUGACCGAGGAAUCAUACCCAAGGCACUUUUGUUUAAUGUAGCAAGGAAGUUAGGAAAUAUAGGGAAAAGAGCAACUCCAAGGGCAUGACCGAUAAUUUCAUUUGUACAAUAUAAUUUUGUUGUACAUAACCUAUUUUUUAUCCUUUUAGCGUAGUGUUAGUGAUCGAGACAAACAAUGGCUUUUACAUUUAAUACAAGCAGAGUAGUAUUGAUCAA
Molecule: messenger RNA, 1821 nt
Organism: Capsicum annuum
Lineage: Eukaryota; Viridiplantae; Streptophyta; Magnoliopsida; Solanales; Solanaceae
Exons: 6
Coding region: 410-1693 (427 amino acids)
Molecular function (GO): lipid binding
Source: RefSeq, a predicted model, not a curated record